AUGCACCUGCUACAGGCAAGAGGAAGCCAGGAGGUUUACCAGGGAAAACAGUGGAGAUGCCUAAAAAUUUGGAUACUCUUAUGUUUUUUUCCAAGAACCUUUGUAUCAAAUGCUUCAAAACCCAAUAUUUUACUGAUAUUGGCUGAUGAUCUGGGUGUUGGAGAUAUAGGUUGCUAUGGCAAUGAUACAAUAAGGACCCCUAACAUUGACAGCCUGGCGAAGGAGGGAGUGAAGCUCACGCAUCACCUUGCUGCAGCUGCUGUGUGCACGCCGAGCAGGGCAGCCUUCCUCACGGGCAGGUACCCCGUCAGAUCAGGGAUGGCACCCAGCACUGAACGGCGUGUUCUCUUUUGGAGUGGGUGUUCUGGUGGGCUCCCGACAAAUGAAACCACUUUUGCCAGAAUACUGCACCAGCAAGGUUAUUCGACAGCACUCGUAGGGAAGUGGCAUCUUGGUGUGAACUGUGAAUCCCGCUACGAUCACUGCCACCAUCCAUUAAAUCAUGGCUUUGAUUAUUUUUAUGGCAUGCCUUCUACCCUGUUGAAUGAGUGCCAAGGCACGGAGGAGCCCGAGCUGGCCAAGUCUUUGCAAGAUACCUACUGGCUACACACACAGAUAAUCGUCCUUGCAGUGCUUACGCUUCUGAUUGGAAAACUCACCAACUUAUUCUCAGUAAAAUGGAAAAUAAUCAUAUGCCUGUCCAUCUGUGGUUUCCUGUAUUUCAUUUCCUGGUUCUCCAGCUAUGGAUUCACCAAGUACUGGAACUGUAUCCUGAUGAGAAACCACGAGAUCACUGAACAACCAAUGAAGCUAGAAAAAAUCACUUCUAAUCUGCUCAAGGAGGCAAUUUCAUUCAUUGAAAGAAACAAGCAUAGACCGUUUCUUCUCUUUGUUUCCCUUUUACAUGUUCACACUCCUCUUGUUACCACAGAGAAGUUUUUGGGAAGAAGCAAACAUGGCUUAUAUGGAGAUAAUGUUGAGGAGAUGGACUGGAUGGUGGGAAGGCUUCUGGAUGUUAUCAGCAAAAAAGGCUUGAAGAAUACCACAUUCAUUUAUUUUGCAUCUGAUCAUGGAGGAGCCUUGGAGGCUCGCAGUGGAAAUUCCCAGCUAGGUGGAUGGAAUGGGAUCUAUAAAGGUGGAAAAGGAAUGGGAGGCUGGGAAGGAGGGAUCCGUGUGCCAGGAAUAAUUAGAUGGCCAGGAGUUUUGCCUGCAGACAUAGCUAUCGAUGAACCUACAAGCCUUAUGGACAUUUUCCCAACAGUGAUUCAGCUGGCUGGAGGGGCAGUGCCUCAGGACAGGGUCAUUGAUGGACACUCCUUGCUGCCUUUACUGCAAGGCACAGCUCAGCACUCGGAGCACGAGUUCAUGUUUCACUACUGUGGUGUGUUUUUGCAUGCAGUGCGCUGGCACCAAAAGGACACUGGCACUGUAUGGAAAGCUCAUUACACUACUCCUGUAUUCCAACCAAAGGACUCUGGAGCCUGUUUCAGAAGAGGGAUCUGCCCAUGUUUCGGGGAUGGUACAACCCACCACAACCCACCUUUGCUGUUUGAUCUCUCACAAGACCCUUCGGAGGCCAAUCCUCUACCAGCUGACGGCGAGCCCCUGUUUGGCACCGUAAUAAGGAGAAUGGGGAAAGCCGCCGAAGAGCAUCGUAAGACGCUGACUGCCGUCCCACAGCAGCUGUCUCCCCACAACAACGUGUGGAAGCCAUGGCUGCAGCCCUGCUGUGGCACCUUCCCAUCCUGCUGGUGUGACGAAGAAAGCGGCGGCGCGGAGGAUAUACUUUAA
This is a messenger RNA of Tinamus guttatus (white-throated tinamou), 1791 nucleotides long. RefSeq names its product arylsulfatase D. The record is from RefSeq and is a predicted model, not a curated record. Gene Ontology annotation, molecular function: arylsulfatase activity. NCBI's taxonomy places the organism in Eukaryota, Metazoa, Chordata, Aves, Tinamiformes, Tinamidae.